GCGGUGACGUCACGACGCGUCCGACAUCUUCUCAGCGACGGCUCCUGGACGGGGCAGUUGCGAUCCGUCCCGUCGCUUUGGCCUCUUCUUCUUCUUCCCCGAAGGCGGCUCGCGAGGACACGAACCAUGUCGGACUUCGACAGUAACCCCUUCGCCGACCCAGAGGUCAACAGUCCGUUUCGGGACCCCGCCGUGACACAGGUGACGAGGCAGACCCAGCCCGCCCUCAACGACUACAACCCGUUUGGCGAUGGCUCGAAGCCGGGCGCCUUGGUUGGAGCCACGCCUGCAGUGCUGCCCACCUCCCAACCGGCCGUCAUGCAGCCCACGGAGGAGCCGCCACCCUACACAGCUCAGGGCUCUGGAGGUUACGGCACACAGGGACCUUCGGUAUCGGCGGCGGCACAGGCGGAUCUGCUGCGGAGGCAGGAGGAGCUGGAGAAGAAGGCGGCGGAGUUGGAUCGACGCGAGCGUGAGAUGCAGACACAGCCAGGAGCCGUAAAGAAGAACAACUGGCCCCCGCUGCCGACGCAGUGUCCUGUGGGGCCGUGCUUCUACCAGGACAUUCCCGUCGAGAUCCCGGUGGAGUUCCAGAAGACCGUGCGGAUGCUCUACUACAUGUGGAUGUUCCACGCAGUCACGCUGUUCCUGAACCUGCUGGGCUGCUUGGCGUGGUUCUGCGUGAACACGGCGCGUGGCAUCGACUUUGGCAUGGCCAUCCUCUGGUUCCUGCUCUUCACGCCGUGCUCCUUUGUGUGCUGGUUCCGGCCGGUCUACAAGGCAUUCAGGAGUGACAGCUCCUUCAAUUUCUUCCUUUUCUUCUUCAUCUUCUUCUGCCAGUUUGUGGUGCACGUGAUGCAGUCCAUCGGCAUCCCGGGCUGGGGAAACUGCGGUUGGAUCGCGUCUCUGGAGGCGCUGAACCACAGCAUCGCUGUCGGCAUCAUCCUCAUGUUGCUGGCCGCGUUCUUCACCGGGUCGGCUGUGCUCUCCGUGGUCAUGCUCAAGAAGGUGCACUCGCUGUACCGACAGACGGGCGCCAGCUUCGAGAAGGCGCAGCAGGAAUUCGCUACGGGCGUCAUGUCCAACCGAACGGUGCAGAACGCGGCCGCGACGGCGGCUACCAGCGCGGCAAGGAACACGUUCACCCCUAACUGAACGGGCACCUUGCAGGCGCCUCUCAAUGCCUGUCCGUCUAUCUGUCCCGUUCGUCAGUCCACCCAUCACACAGCCAUGCAGCCCAUGCCACCCCCCCCCCCGCCUGCCCCGCGCUGUACUCCUUUACAACUACCCCCCUCUCUUCCGACGCUUCGCGGUGGACAAGUUUUUCACCGGUUUAUAAUGCUGCGUCGUGCGGUUUUAGAGCGCGGGUGUAAAUACCACCCAGUUAUUUCCCGAACGUGGUCAUGCAGGGGAUUGUGGGAGGAUACCGGUGAUGCACAAAUGCCACGUGAUUUCCGAUACUUGGUGCACGAUUCCCUGCACAUUCUUUGCCGAUGCCCCCUGUAUAGCGUCUUUCUUUGGCAUAAUGUCUUGGUUUGAAUGCCUUCAUUGCCUCUUGCUAACAACCUGCAGCCACAUUGAAGCCCUUUAAAAUCCCCGUAAAUUCGAUGCAGGGGUGGCAUGGCACUUAUUGCGCCUUUUUAUCCCGGAAAUCCCAACUUGAAUCCUAUCCCACAUUGAUAGGACUUGAAAUUAUCAGUUUGGACCUCUCCUAUGUCUGUUCAGCCUCAAAUAAGUACACAAUGUUGCAAGCACUUCUGCGAAAUGAAUACGCUUUUGAGUGUUACCAGACCACAAAGCAAACGCUGUCGAGCAGCAUUUGUAACACAUGGACGGAACCAGGUACGAUGAAUAUUGGUGUAAAUUUACAUUUACGGUGGUCACUCCCAAUUCUUGUUUUUGUCAUUGUCUCUUCUUAACCCUUUCCCAUUCCGAUGACGUGCAUGUACUGAUGACGUGCAUGUACGACAUCAGUUCUUUUGCCGACUCCGUUCCGAUGACGUUGGCGACGAGCACGUCAUCGGACCGGAUUCGGAAGUAAAAGGCCAACGCGGGAGGGCGUUGUGGCACAGUUUGGCGCCAGCUGUCCGUGCGGUUGUGCCGCUACAGUUCUCUGCGGUGAGUUAUAUUGUCUUUAAAAACAGCGGCGCUACGCCUCUCUAAUUGAAAUGAACGCUGACCGCUUGCACGUUCCGAGAUUCAGUGGUGCAGAUGUCUCUGAAUGGGAAAGCGUUAAUCCUGAGCAAGGUUAGACCGUCAGGUCACCCACAUUCCAAAAAUUGUCAACUUUUAGUGACUGUGGGGUUCCUUGCAUCACUCAGCUGUGCAUCACUUAACAGCUCAAGAAAGCAGUGUGGGUGGCCUGUCAGCAGGUGGCAGCCAGGUCUUCUAAAGUCUGCCGAGGUAAAAAAAAUUCUCUUGUGUUUCAACAAAGGGAACAUGAGGGCAAGCGUACGGUUGUUGUGCAAACUGCGUCCAGACUUGGGGUUGAGUGAACAAGACGUGGCAAUGCGAUAUUUGUUUUCUGCAUGUUGUGUUGUUUUUGUUUUUCUUCCUGUCAUCGUCUUCCUAUUACACCAAUUCCCCCCGCGAAGUUGGCCGCAGCAGCAGUAGCAACUGAUUCUGCGUUUUAAUGUUUUGUGUCGAUCUGUAAACACGUGCAAUGGAGCGCGAGUGCCUGCGUCCGUGCGUGCGUAGCGUGAUCCAUACACAGCGCCCGCUGCAUUGGCGAAGCCGCGUCGCAUGGAGGCCGGCAACCUCAAGCCCUCUCGGUUUUCCGUAAAACUCCGAGUCACAGCCCCGGCCUUCUGAUUAGAAGCUGCUUGCGUAUUUUAGGGAAUUAUUCUGUGAUUGCUUUCUCACUAUUUGAAGUGUUUUUGUUUGUUUGUUUGUUUCUCUCUCCUGUUUUGAUUACGUAAAUAUGUACGCGUAUUUUAGAGGUUGUUUUUAACAUUCUCUUGUGUAUGGGACGCGUGUGUCCCGAAGAGUUUGUUUCGCGUGGUCACCCCGGCCAGAACGGCGGUGCAAGUGAUCAGCAAUUGGGAGGGGGGGUGGGGGGGAGAGGAAACGAUGACGUUCGCGAAGUCAUAGAAUGUAACCCGGAAUGUAAUUUGCGUACUGCAAUUCACUACCUUGCUUGUCUGCAGCAGUGUUAAUGGAUUGCGUAGCAGAUUACUCUGGUUGCAUCACGAUUAAUGAUUGGUGAUCGACGCCCUAGUCUCCAGUGUAUUUAGUCAUUGUUAACUGGUUUUGGUGUUAUUAGCAUUCUGUAAUGGAUUUACAAUUUCAAAUGUACUCUCUUGACCUCUGGCUACCUGUACCCAUCUCGCAGUGCACUGUCCACGCUUGUUGGUAUGAUUACAGCGGUAGUUUGUUCCUUAUUGCAAUUAUUUAUACUGUUUUGAAGCUACUAAAAACUGUAAACACACUAAGGUUGAUGUGGCUGUAGGAAUUCAUGGCGUCCCAAACUCAGAGCCAUUCGUGAUGAAGGCACGGAGACGAGAAAAGAAGCAAGAACUCAUGAACGAUGUCAUUCCUGCCUUGUUUCAGAUGAACCGUAGCGGUAUUAACGAGUCUCGUGCAAAACCGAAACAAGGAAAGCCCUUUUUUUUUAAAGGACAGGACCCAAUACAACUAAUUUAAAUUUAGAGCUGCUCACUCGUAUCUGAACCACAACCGAUCCACGAAAGUAAAUAGUGUUAAAGUCAAGUAAUUGAUUUUAUGUAUGUAUAGGCACACACACAUAUACGUGUUUAAGGUUAUUAAAUAUGUCGGUAAGAGAGUAAAAAUUACUAUUGUACUUUAGUGAAUUUAUAUUUCACCCAGCCCGUGCUACGAAAGUCGCCCAAUUCCAUUGAUACCAGGGACGGGUGCUCACUCGUGUUGGUGCAGUGGUUGGGGGGGGGGGUGCAUUGCGCUGCCGGGUCUUUGGACACGACACCACUGCCUCCUGUGCGCUUUAAACAUCGCGGUAGCAUGAAGCCACCCUGCAGGGCACGGCUCACGCCGAAACAUGUCAUCGCGUCGCCAAGCCGCGUCCCCAACAGCCGUGUCGUGACAGGCGGAUCGAUUGUUCUGCGUCAAGAAUAAAAUGUUGUUGCCCGGUUGUCAAAUGACUUCUUGCCGUCGGUGUAAUAUUUUGGCCCUCCUCGGCUUCGUGGUUUUUCCAGAGAGUAGAGUGGGAGGUGGGGCCCCCCCGCAUGAUGUCACUUCCUCCUCUGUUCACAAGUGAAUCCUGCACAUGGGAAGCCAUUCCAGAGAAGGUGGUCUUGUGGAAACGAGGCUUAUGGCGUGCGUGUACGUCUUUGGACGGCAUGCUCCGUGUUUCAUCUCCCGUGCUGUUAAUGCUGCCGGUCCACUGUGCUCUUGGUUUCUGCUUGAGAGUUUUUGCCCCGAUGUUUUUCCGUCGGACUCGCUGCCGGUGGGGGAAAGCAAUUUUAGAAUGCCUAAGUUAUUUUCCAAAUUGAGGGAUGUUAAUGGGUUGCAACUCUAUCAUUAGGUGUGUUUUUCUUUUUGUUGUCUUUUUUCCCCCCCAUUAGGUCCAUGGUCGUUUACAUUGCGUGAGGCACGAGAUAGAGUUACAUGGUGGACCGUUAUAAUGCGUGGGCGACUUGUAGCCAUGAAUGUCGCAACUUUGCAAAAAUCUCGGCAGCGAUCGAAGUGAGUGCAAAUCUUAAAUUUCAACAAAGCGCGUGCACAGCCGUUUGGCGGAACAAGCGCGUGCACGUUCAGACACUCGGCUGGGAUACAGCAUCCACUGCGCACGCCUUGUGGCCCAGGACCAAGGGAAUUGGUUUUUGAAGGCCUAACCUGGGGCUGUUUUGCAUUGUCCCGCUUGCUGUGUACGCACGGGGGUGGAGUUGUCCGCAUGCAAAUUGAGCGACAAUUUAGCAUCGCUAAAGCAUCCUGACGUGGCCAAAGGCUCGAUUGUGGGGGGGGGGCGGGGUGGAUUCGGGUGGCCCAUUCUCACCACUGCCUUUCCCUACGUGUUCCAACCUAGACGCCAGAUUAGCCCCCCCCCACCUCCCAAACCAUAUAGUUUUCACGCGUACGCGUGCAAAAUGACCUUUUGAUUUAGUUCGCCUCCCAACUUCCUCCCCGUGGAAUUUGAAAAGGCUGCGUGUUCAAGAAUGCACUCUUAAAUGUCUCACUGGAGGUGAUGUCCUGUACUGUGAUGUUUUUGCAAAAGUGGGCGACGUCAUUGGAUUAAAGCAUAAAAUGAUUGAUCCGAAG
This is a messenger RNA of Lethenteron reissneri (Far Eastern brook lamprey), 5232 nucleotides long. RefSeq names its product secretory carrier-associated membrane protein 1-like. Gene Ontology annotation, biological process: protein transport. The record is from RefSeq and is a predicted model, not a curated record. NCBI's taxonomy places the organism in Eukaryota, Metazoa, Chordata, Hyperoartia, Petromyzontiformes, Petromyzontidae. Gene Ontology annotation, cellular component: trans-Golgi network membrane; recycling endosome membrane.